UUCUGCUACCGUGCUCCAAGAUGACGGCCUCAAGAAAGGAGUUUGCCGCCCUGACGAAAGAGUUGAACGCCUGCAGAGAACAGCUGCUGGAGAAGGAGGAGGAGAUUUCAGAGCUGAAGGCCGAGAGGAACAACACCAGACUGCUGUUGGAGCAUUUGGAGUGUUUGGUUUCGAGGCAUGAACGUUCCCUACGCAUGACAGUGGUAAAACGACAGGCCCAGUCUCCUUCUGGGGUCUCCAGUGAGGUGGAGGUCCUCAAAGCUCUUAAGUCCCUCUUUGAGCACCACAAAGCACUGGAUGAGAAG
This is a messenger RNA of Sinocyclocheilus rhinocerous, 305 nucleotides long. RefSeq names its product liprin-alpha-2-like. The annotation marks the transcript as partial. The record is from RefSeq and is a predicted model, not a curated record. The transcript is spliced from 3 exons. NCBI's taxonomy places the organism in Eukaryota, Metazoa, Chordata, Actinopteri, Cypriniformes, Cyprinidae. Gene Ontology annotation, biological process: synapse organization. Gene Ontology annotation, cellular component: presynaptic active zone.